AUGCUCUAUCCCUACAAGUCCGACGAUGUUCAGCAAUGUCUCUCCAAACGAUCUCUCAUAUUUCUCGGAGACUCCACGGCGAGGGACUUGUUCUGGGCAAUAUCAUACAAGUUGGACCUCUCACGCGCUCUGGACAUUCACUCGAAGUCCGGAAAGCACCAAAACGUAAUAUUUUCCUCUGAGCAGGCUGAGGUGAAGUUUAUCUGGGAUCCGUUUCUCAACGCAACUAGUGCAGUCGACCAGCAUGUAUUUCCAGACUCUCCAAACGGUGGAGAGGUCUCAAAGCUAUUCGUGGUCGGUGCUGGCUUGUGGCAUAUCAAACACCUGGGGCCAAGGCAUCAAAGCGUGUCACGUCACUUCUUGCAAACUCGCCCAGAUUCUCGCCUCGGACCUUUCAAUGCCAUUUUGCUCCCCAUAUCGGUAUCCCAGUCAAAAAGAUUGGCGAUCAACCCAUCAGGGCCAUUUGACUCGGAGAGAGCUGGGCAUUGGAAUAUCCUGUCCACCGAGAUCUCGUCCUCCAAAAACGCUAGCAUGGAUUUUGGUAUUUUUCGGAGCUAUCUCGAGAUGAUUGAUGGAGCAAUCAACGCCUUUGAACAAGACGGGAUUCACAUCAGCCACACUAUUACUCCUGUUAUCGCUGACGUUUUGCUUAAUUCCAUAUGCAACCCUUCGGGCCAUAUCCCAGAAGAUCAAUACACAGCAUACUGCUGCGUCUCAAGCAACCGUCCCAACGUAGCCCAGAAGCUUUUUCUACUUCUAGGCCUCACCUUUGUCAUCUGUCAUCUCUUGAGACAUCUCAAGCACAGAAGGUGCAGACACUGCUCGUCAGACGGAAGCCCAGACCGCGACAGACGUCCUUGCGUUGCAGAAUCUGUGACUAGUAUUAUGAUUGCACUCAAUUACUGUUUUGUGGCAGACCGAAGCGUCAUCUUCGAGAAGUCAUCCAAGUUGGUAGACCCAACCUCCUUUAGUGUGCUCUCAAUUUUUACCUUACUCCUCGGUCUGAUCCCAUCGACCAGUGUGGCAUCUCCCACCAGGACCAUCACAGACAUCACAAGCUCGCACCUCCGAUAUCCACAGUCGUUGUCCAGGUCCCAAACUGAAGAGUGGAAAGGAUGGAUGCAGAUCGUUAUUCUGCUUUACCACUACUUUGGCAUGUCCAAAGUCCUUUGGGCGUACCAACUGGCACGUGUUCUAGUAGCUUCCUACCUCUUCAUGACAGGAUAUGGUCAUACAAUGUAUUUCCUUCGAACUGGCGAUUUCUCCAGUCGAAGAAUAGCUAUCGUUCUUUUCAGAACUAAUAUCUUGAGCAUCGCGCUCGCAUUUAUGAUGGGCACUCAAUUCGAUCUAUACUACUUUCCAAUGCUCUCUAGCUUAUGGUUCCUGAUCAUCUAUAUCACCAUGGUUCCAUUUUCGAAAUCUAGGCUCACCACACAUGAGCUGAUCUUUCGAAUCGUCCUAUCAGCACUCACGAUCAGAGUUUUGGUCGAAUCAAGCAGCACGCUUGAGUCUCUAUUCAAAACUGUCGCGAAUCUACGCAUUGGCUUGAUGAUAAUUGACGGAAAGGAGUUCAUGUUCAGAUUCCAGCUUGAUGCAUAUGUUGUUUAUGUUGGAAUGCUCGCUGGUACUUAUUGUUCACGAGAUUCUGCUAACGAUGAUAUCUCAACUGUGAUACCUUCCAGAACUAGCGUUGACUUCGUGAAACGCCGCCGAUGGCUCCGACGUCCAGUCGUACCUGGCGCUCUUUGCCUGGUUGUUGCAUAUAUCUGCUUUUGUGGCAGCUUUGAAGACAAGUAUGAUUACAACCGUUGGCAUCCUAUCACCUCUCCCUUCGUUGUGGUGGCAUUUGCCAUCAUCAGGAACUCGACAGAAAGGCUAUCUAGAUCAUGGAGUCGUUUGUUUGCGUGGCUUGGUCGAUGCUCCUUGGAGACUUUCGUCUUGCAAUACCAUAUAUGGUUAGCCUCCAAUUCUCACGGCCUGCUUCGCUUUCGAAGGUUCGAUGUCUUGCUAAGGUCUGCGGGGAUUAACGUGAUCUGGACGGAUAUAAUCGAGUUUACGAUCCUGUCAGCACUAUUCCUCUAUAUCAGCUCGAAUGUGUCAUCUGCUUUGCCCAUCCUCACGGCAAAGUUCAUCAACGAACAAAGAGGUCCCAUUAGAGCUUUCAAAUCCAAGAUUGAUACGACAAAACCUCCCUGCAACACGAUUGAUUCGAAGACGCUAUUCGUAGAUUUCCGCACAAAGCUUGCCCUUGUCGCCCUACUACUUUGGGGGUUGAACAUUUGUUGGCUUUACUUGGAAUAG
Exophiala aquamarina CBS 119918 is the source of this 2301-nucleotide messenger RNA. RefSeq lists its product as uncharacterized. Bases 1 to 2301 code for a protein of 766 amino acids. Lineage: Eukaryota; Fungi; Ascomycota; Eurotiomycetes; Chaetothyriales; Herpotrichiellaceae. The transcript has a single exon. The record is from RefSeq and is a predicted model, not a curated record.